AUGUCGCGUGGCAUCUUAGGCACAUUGCGAAACCUGCAGCACAAGGACCUCCGGAGGCGCUGGGUCGUCACGUCUCCCUCGCUUGACACCAGCAAAAUGUCCUCACCAUGUGAGGCCGAGGUCCAGGAAUCCGGUCAACGCUCCCUCCUCGAGGAUCGCUCAAACAUGGUGAUGCCGGAGUCCUUGAGGGACAGGAUUUCCAAACGCCUCCAAGCUCGUAGCCUGUCGUCACGCUACGGUGACUUCACCUUUGACCCAAGUCCACGGCAGCGGCGACGCAAUGGCAGAUAUUCAUCGGUGUGCAUGUCGUCUGCCGAGUCCACUCCUCUCUUAAAUGCUCCAGCUCCCGGUCAAGGGCAGGUGAUUGUGGACGCAAAGUCCCAGCCCAACUCGUGGAGGAGUACGAUCGACCCGUUGGCAACAUCAAGCUUGAUGCUCGCCACCGACCAGAGUUCCGAGGUGCUCGGCAGUGGGCAGUCUUCAGCCUGCGGUGAGCCGCCGAACUCGCCUGCUAUGAAGAGCUUGGCUCCAAGGGAGAAGCCAUCGUCGAGGCUGAGUGCCACGAGCUGUGCCUCCGAGAGGUCUACACUUCCCAUGAACCCCCUUCCUCUAGGAAUCACCAUGACGUCCGGCAACAGAAUAUCACAAUCUACUACCCACGGUGGUCGCAGGCAGAGGAUGACAAGCAGCCGAUUUUCAGAUGUUCGCACCCCUGAGAACAUUAUUGAAGCAUCUGAUGAGGACGUGUCCCCGCCGACCUGUACUCCUGGCGACUUAUGUGUACUUCCAAGCCGGUGUCCAGGGAGCCAGCCCCUAAAAUCUUCCAUGACCAGUCCCACAGAAAUCGCCAAGUAUAGCUGCACAGCAGAGAUGGGGCCGGGUCUUGCUUUUGUCCCAGUCGACCGAGUUGUCGAGCAGACACGCUCAACGCAGAACGACCCAUCGAAUUGCUUUUGGGCAUCCACCAGUGGCCAAAACGAAAGCAUGCUUAACGUCUACGACAACAUUCCCCUCAAUGAUGGCGGACAGACCCAGGCUCGCAAGAGCCCAACCCGUCAUCUUCACACUGGAGCGCUGACACCCGAGAACACACGCGGAUUGUGGUGCACGCCACGAAAGAGCCCCUCGCCACCGCGGCGACAUGCCGUAUGGGCUCCAGAUACAUCGACUGGACAUUCCAACGAGUAA
This is a messenger RNA of Diaporthe citri, 1188 nucleotides long. RefSeq lists its product as uncharacterized. NCBI's taxonomy places the organism in Eukaryota, Fungi, Ascomycota, Sordariomycetes, Diaporthales, Diaporthaceae. The transcript is spliced from 3 exons. Bases 1 to 1188 code for a protein of 395 amino acids. The record is from RefSeq and is a predicted model, not a curated record.